This is a messenger RNA of Sebastes umbrosus (honeycomb rockfish), 2530 nucleotides long. RefSeq lists its product as uncharacterized. The record is from RefSeq and is a predicted model, not a curated record. The coding region runs from base 223 to 747 and encodes 174 amino acids. The transcript has 7 exons. NCBI's taxonomy places the organism in Eukaryota, Metazoa, Chordata, Actinopteri, Perciformes, Sebastidae.
UCUUCUCCUCACCGCUGGCGGAGCUGCCGUGUCCGAUUUUCGCUCCCUUGUUUUGAACGCACCAGCCGCGGUGCAUCAUGGGAUACAAGAUGUCUCCUAAGAGUGCAGGCUAAUGCUACUUCAGGAGCGAUAACUGUUAUUAAAUCUCUAGUUCCUCUUCUUUCUGAUCUGUUAAAGUCUCAGUGUUUAUAUCUGGUACAUUAACUGUGUUCUGACGUCACCAUGUCAACUAAAGCAGAGUCCAGAGUGUCCAGCUCCACCUCCAGAACAGAUGAGAGGAGGAGAUCCAGGAGCACAGGUGGAGAAAAACCGAAGCGUAAACGCAGCCGUAGUAGAUCUUCCUCAUCGUCCUCUUCCAGUUCAUCGUCGUCCUCUUCGUCAUCUUCGUCCUCUUCUUCAUCGGGUUCAUCACACUCAUCCAGCCAGAGUCGGAGUAGCUCUAGCAGCAGUAGCGACUCCCGCAGUAAAUCCAGAAAGGAGACUAAGAAAAGGAAAAAGGAGAAACAACACAAAAAAAAAGGGAAGAAAGAGAAGCGACAAAAACGUAAAAAAGAAAAGAAAGCAAAAGGAGGAGAAGAAAAUGCGGGACCUGUACAAAUCUCCAAGUACUUGAAGGACAAGAAAAAGGGCAAGUACAGCAUGAUUUCAGGGAAGAAGAUAAAAAUGAAAGUAAAGAAAUCAAAGAAAGACAAGCAGCGGGAUAAGAAUCGAGCAGAACUUCUUGAGUUCUUGAACUCUACCCUGUGAAGCCCCCGUGGACGGCAGUAAUGGUGCUCGGGCUCGGACGCGUCAGCAGAACUCAGGAAAACAUCAACUGGGCUUUCCAGGAGAACAACAACGAAGAGUUUUCUGAGAAAGAGAUGAAGAAUACGACUUGCAUCGACAGCACCGAGCCCGAUGGACAGAAGGAGCAGUGAAGUGAGAUGCGUUCAGACCACGAGCUUCAUUUUCACCAUGGCACUGCGCAGGUGGCCAAUUCUUCAGCUUAGUCUGAUAGCUUUUGUGAUAUGAGAAGUGUUUAUGUUAAACAGUGUCAUCCAAAAAAAAAUUCUGUAACCAACACCAUGAAGAUGAAGGCCAAUGACUGUUUGUGGUUUGAACGUAUGGUCGCCCCUUUAGAAGAAAGAAUACUCCACCGACUGAGCAUUUUACUCCUUCAACAUUGUCGGAUUCACAAUGGACCAGAGAUAUCCUCUUUUUCACACAUUCUUCUUCCUUGUCAAAACCAGGCGCCUACAUUACCCACAAUGCCUCUCUACCUGCCGAUAGUUUGGCUGGAAACUUGGGUGUGUUAUAGAGAGGCAUAGUCCCGCCCCUUCCGGUGGACCCCAUGGGAUCUUAUUUUGGAAAAAAGAUGAACGGUAGUCAACGGCCAGAGAUAAAUAUUUUUUCUUGAAGUCUCAGUUUGUCAUAGUAUCAUUUAGUUUCGUGUGAAACCGCUCAGUGAACUACAUCUCUCGUCUCGCACAAUAAACGUCACCAACGCUAUCUAGCUGGCUAACUUAGCUAUGUUCCACACCACAGAUGAAACGUUAUCUGACCUGAUGUGUUUUAUCCAGCGACUCCUGGUCUUUUUAUCAGCCAGGAAGAGAAAGAACGAUCAGACCCGUCGCUGGUGUGAGUUCAUCCGAGUAGGAAACACAGACUCCCCCACUCUCUAGCUUCAGAGAGAGAGACGUCACUGACGCGACCUUUGGGUUUGUCGUCUUUCUAAUUACGUAUUUUCACAGUCUGAUACUUCAACAGUUUCACAACAAACCGCGACUAUCUUGCAAAAUUAAAUAGACAAACAUCAUAUGUGUGAUUCAUGGUGAAAUUCAGACAGGAUCAAAUAAAUAUUUGUCUCUCCGUUGACUACCGUUCUUGUUCUUUCUGAAAUAAGGUCCCAUGGCGGUCCACCGGAAGGGGCGGGACUUUGCCUCUCUAUGCUAGUGCUAGCUAAUGUAGCCUCAAGCAGAGAUGAGUAGCAGGCUACAGAGGUCUGGUAAGCUCACGUCUUUCUAACACCACGCCUGCACAUUUUUUACAUUUCAAACUUAGCCUUCAGCCCCAACCCACGUCGACUCAAGUGACAUCACUUAAGGACAUUUAUCAGACUUAACGCAGCUCCCUCCGGAGCCACAAAAGGCUUUACGCAACUUUGACUCACGUAUCCAGUCGUCCUCCCCCAACCCAACACCUGUAAACAGACUUUGAUGUGUAAAAUUAAAUCCCCCUUUAAAGUUUUAAAUACUUUUUCUUUUUACCUGCUGGCUCUUGUCAACCACUUGAAGGACUGCCCGUACAUUUAUUUUCUUUGUAGAUAACUAAUCGUUCUCUUUCCACAGUAACCGUUGGCUGUGAGAGCCUCAGUGUGUGCUGAUAUGUAAUAUGUACAUUUUGUUUAAAAUAUGAGAACAGACUCUGCGUCGUUUGAUGGUAACUGUACGUCUUAUUCAUAACAUUCAUUCCCCCCGAAUUCUGUCAUGAAUAUUGUUUUCAACAUCAGUCAUUUUAUUAAAUUGAAAUAAAUCAAUCCAGUUGAAAGCUU